Helianthus annuus (common sunflower) is the source of this 639-nucleotide messenger RNA. RefSeq lists its product as uncharacterized. Gene Ontology annotation, molecular function: zinc ion binding. The record is from RefSeq and is a predicted model, not a curated record. The transcript has 2 exons. Bases 1 to 639 code for a protein of 212 amino acids. NCBI's taxonomy places the organism in Eukaryota, Viridiplantae, Streptophyta, Magnoliopsida, Asterales, Asteraceae.
AUGGAAGCCAAAGAUGUGCUCAUUUGCCCCAAUAUCCAGGAGAAACUUGAUUUCUCAAAAGAUGCAGCCUUUAGGUGUGAGGUAUACCCCUCAUCUUAUCAGGUUUUUCAAGUUAAAGAUGUUGAUGAUGUUAAAGUUGACUUGGAAAAUAAGACUUGCACAUGUAGAAAGUGGCAAUUAAGGGGGUAUCCUUGUAAGCAUGUGUGUGCUGUGGCUGGAUUUUUGCAUAAGAAUGCUGAGGAUUAUGUUGACCCAUGUUACCACAAAGAAACAUACAUGAGAACUUAUGAGUACUCAAUCCCACCAUUGCCUAGUGAAAAGUUUUGGCCGAAGGUUGAUUAUCCAAUGGAUCCACCUCCAAUCAAAAAGGCACCAGGUAGGCCUAAGAAAAACAGAAAGAGGGACCCUCAUGAGGAUCCCAAGAAACCAGGCAAACUGACUAAGCAUGGGGUCGUAAUGACAUGUGGGAUUUGUGGAGAAAGAGGUCACAACAAGAGAAAAUGCACGGUUAAAGUGUUAACAGAUUCUCAAAAUGCGGCAGAAAUCGGAAGGAAAAAAGCAAGUAAAAGGGGAAGGCUAACUAAAAGAGGAAGGCCAAGUAAAAGGGGAAGACCAACGGAGAAGGCUGCAGUUAGUUAA